AUGCCAGACAGAGACGACGAUAUAGUGAGUGAAAAAGGAACUGAAGUGUCUGAAAUACCUAAUGGCAGUGAAGAGAAGUUUGAGAUGGUGAGGGAGAGGGAGGACAAUAAUUUUACCGAGUCAGUAAGAGAAGACACAAGUUUACAAGAGAACAACAGAGAGUUUUCGAUGGAUGACGGCAGUGCUGAGAAUACGAGUAAAGUGAGAAACGAGGAGCACAAACCUGUGGCCAUUUCUUUAAAUAUAGGAGUUAAGGAUAUACAAGCUAAAAUGUACGGCCCUUUGAUGAAUUCGACAUUGGAAGAAGAGAGCAGUGAUCCAUUAAGAAUCGGUAUAAAUGAGACAUCCGAUAUUGCCGAAGCCCAGUUCCACCUCACGACCGCAGUCACCAGCCCCACAACGACCGAAUUCAAGAGGCACAAGGUUCGGGACGAUGAGAGGAUACAGAGGUUUACUGCGCAUGUGUACGAACAAGGUUUGAAGGUUUUCGAAUCGAUGAAAAAGAAAACGGAUCCUUACACGGCAACCAAGAUCGACGCGUUGGCCGACACCUACAAGCAGAAAUUCACGGAUUUCGUGGAAAAUACCAGAAAUGUAGACGUUAAAACUAGACAGGGAACCCAUAACGUUAUCCUGCAUACCAUAGACACGUCCAACUUAAUCUUGGAGAGGAUUGCCAAUUUUCUGAAGACUGAUAUGCUUGGCGAAGGUACAAGUGCGCUGAGGCAAGGCGGCGCGUCCCAGCUCCAAAAAGAAGUGGACAGGGUGAAAUCGCUGGAGCACGAGCAUGCGUGCAAAGUGUUUGGGAUCUGCCGUAGUGCUAAUGGAUUCAGAAACGUACUACGAAACAUCAUAUCAACACUCCUCUCACUCCCAGACAGCAAGCUACUUCAGGCGAACGACGCAGCAACAGAAAUACUAAAAGACGCCGAUUUAUUAGUCUUCAUAUCAUCCUAUGCCACCCUCCACAGAGUCAAAAAAGCAAUACGUUCUUUAGAAAACAUUGAUGCUAGAUCAUUGAGAAAGAACUUAGAAGUAUUGUUCAGCGUUUUAAGCCAAUCGCACUUACCUUUGAUAGUAAAUAAAGCAAAUGCUUUUGAAGAACAUUCAGUCAAACGGACGGUAUCUUUCCACGCUCUUUUAGAUGCUAUAGAAGACGCUUUGCCCCCUACUGAGGCUAAUAAAUCAGAGUGGGGGGAGAUUGCGAAACGUUUGGAGAUAUGGAAAGAUGGGGGGGCAGUUGAUGUGCAAGAAACGCUGAAUAUUUUGUAUAAUAAUGUAUACAGGGGGGCGCAGAAGUAUAGAGAACGGUCGGAGAAGAUAAGAGAACUGGUCGAAGAUGUUGCUGAAAGUGUUGUUGAUGAUGAUGAUUAUGAGUAA
This is a messenger RNA of Cydia amplana, 1380 nucleotides long. RefSeq lists its product as uncharacterized. The coding region runs from base 1 to 1380 and encodes 459 amino acids. The record is from RefSeq and is a predicted model, not a curated record. The transcript is spliced from 8 exons. NCBI's taxonomy places the organism in Eukaryota, Metazoa, Arthropoda, Insecta, Lepidoptera, Tortricidae.